CUCAGUGUUAAUCGUGCGGCCUUUCAGUUCAGAUGUCUAACACACGUUUCUCGAGUUUAAUGCGUUAAAAGUGGAAUAAAAGGAUUCAUAGAUUGUGUGGUGGUGAAAAAUAUAUCAAAUAGAUAUUUAAUGUUAGAAGUCUAAAGUGAAACUUUUUCAGCGGAAGAGUAGAAAUUAUAUUUUUAUGCUUUGCUUUGCUGUGCAAAAGAAAGAAAGACGAAAAUUUGUCAGAAAGAGUCUUUAAAGAAAAAAGAGAAAGAGACGAAAGCGGUGAAAAGUGUUACGAAAAUAUUUCUGAAAAAGAAAUAAUUCAGGCCUGAUGUGAGACACUAAUAAUUGACAUUCUUUGUGAAAAGUGUAGGAUAAAAAACGAAGAUUUAUAGAAAAUUUGUGUAACAAAUAAAUCCCCUUUUAAAAGGGUGUAUAAGAAUGGGGUGGCCAUUUGAGUGCGGUCAAGCCCCAUGCAUAAAGCAAACAAGGUCGACACUGUGGUUAAUUUUAGUUGUUUUCAUUUUGUGCUUAAGCACAACGCAAACAAAUGCUGAUGUCAAGGAAUUAACGGAUACUGUUUUUGCUUUCUACACUCAAGUUUUUUCUCACCCUCAUUAUCUGUUUAGGUAG
Molecule: messenger RNA, 621 nt
Organism: Clunio marinus
Lineage: Eukaryota; Metazoa; Arthropoda; Insecta; Diptera; Chironomidae
Source: the annotation of a GenBank genome assembly